CAAAAAAGAAGGUGUUAGCGAUGGAGAAGUACAAUAGGGGCAAAACUCUCAAGAAAUAUAAAGACUCAAACAUAUCUGAUGAAAUUCUACAAUCAAAUAAAUCAGAUAUAGACCUUAAUAGCAUCAUGAAUAGACUUGCAGCAUUAACCAUCAAUUGUAUAGAACAAGAAGAAAAGCUAAAUCAUUCCAAUAUUAAAAAUAUGAUUUAA
This is a messenger RNA of Racocetra persica, 209 nucleotides long. The record is from the annotation of a GenBank genome assembly. NCBI's taxonomy places the organism in Eukaryota, Fungi, Glomeromycota, Glomeromycetes, Diversisporales, Gigasporaceae.